This is a messenger RNA of Cyphellophora europaea CBS 101466, 1275 nucleotides long. RefSeq lists its product as uncharacterized. Gene Ontology annotation, molecular function: RNA polymerase II complex binding. The record is from RefSeq and is a predicted model, not a curated record. Gene Ontology annotation, biological process: transcription elongation by RNA polymerase II; positive regulation of transcription elongation by RNA polymerase II. Bases 1 to 1275 code for a protein of 424 amino acids. The transcript has 2 exons. Gene Ontology annotation, cellular component: Cdc73/Paf1 complex. Lineage: Eukaryota; Fungi; Ascomycota; Eurotiomycetes; Chaetothyriales; Cyphellophoraceae.
AUGGAUGCGCUCAACCUCUUCCGCAAUGCGGUAACAGCCACGCGACUCCCGAUUCCCACAACCUCAAGCGACCCUUCUUCAGAGCCAUCUCCUUCAGAGCUCGCCGAAGCCACCCACCUCUACUUUGCCGUUCCCUCCCCGCAUUGUCUACCUCUUGAUAACAUCACUCGCUUCACACAGUCAAGUGGCGACCAAAUCGACCUACGGAGUAUCUACCUAGCAUAUCUUUGCAAGGAUGAUGCACCCCAAGAGUAUCUCCAGAAGUUUACCGAUCUCAACGCGAAGCUACCCGCAGGUCAGCAGGCAAAGCACUUGAACUUUGUUGAGAAACUUGAGCUCGUAUCGUGGCUGGAUGGCGCAGAAGGAACCGAAUUUGUGAAGCCGCUCGAAGCGACUGCCGAUGAUGUGACUGCUGCAGCCGAUGCCGCCACAGGUGCGGUGCCGGUGGUCUCAGGGACCGGAGUCGGAGUGACGCAGACGUCGGUCAACGGACGACCAGUCAAGGUGAUCGAUGCGCGGUUACAGACAAUCUAUAAUGGCGAGCGCAAGAUGGGCGAUCGCAACACUGUCUUGCGCGGAAUCAAACCUACCGACUUCUCACACGUCCGGAAACACAAGGACACAUUCCUACCGAAGAAGGACAAAGGUCGCGAUCCACGAGCAGCGAUCCCUACUCGUACCGUCAACAACCCCGCCGCGAAACCUGCGAUUGGUACAGGGAAACGUGUCGACCCUAUAAUUCUCCUUUCUCCCUCCGCUUCCUCUCUACUCCGCAUGUCCAAUAUUAAGGCCUUCCUGGAAGAAGGUCUCUAUGUGCCUUUUGAUCACGAGCGGCUGGCAAACAUGGGUGCCGCAAACCUGCUCCACUUGACCAGAAAGCUGCACAACCUGGGCGAAAAGCCCUUCCGCUUCGUUCUCGUCGAUGGCCCUGAGCAAUUCAAACCAGAAUACUGGGACCGCGUCGUGGCCGUCUUCACCACUGGCCAGACCUGGCAGUUCCGAAGCUACAAAUGGCGAGAGCCACAGGCACUGUUCGAGAGAGUGCUUGGCAUAUACGUCGGGGAGAAAGGUCAACCGGUGCCGAGUGAAGUGAAAGGUUGGGGUAGUAACGUCAAGACUUUCAUGGUGGAUCGGUGGGAUGAACGAUCACACGGGUCUGCUGUGGACCAGGAUACGAGGCUGAAGCGCCGGUGGAAGGAUAGAGAGUCUGUUGAGGAGUUGUGGCGGGCUGUUGAGGCGCAGAUGAAGAGUCAGGGCCGAUGGGUGAGGAAUUGA